Ambispora gerdemannii is the source of this 168-nucleotide messenger RNA. The record is from the annotation of a GenBank genome assembly. Lineage: Eukaryota; Fungi; Glomeromycota; Glomeromycetes; Archaeosporales; Ambisporaceae.
AUGCCACCUUGCAUUAAAGAACAAUGUUUAGCAUUAAAACACAAACAUGAAAAUCAGCCUCAUCGUGUGCAUUUCUUUUGGGAUACCGCUUUAGUAACGCACCAAGAAAAUCAGCAUAAACCUGUUUCUACUUCCCCACAAUUUCACGUGAGUCAUUUAAGAGCAUGA